Molecule: messenger RNA, 1443 nt
Organism: Vitis riparia (riverbank grape)
Lineage: Eukaryota; Viridiplantae; Streptophyta; Magnoliopsida; Vitales; Vitaceae
Product: probable sodium/metabolite cotransporter BASS1, chloroplastic
Exons: 7
Coding region: 56-1318 (420 amino acids)
Cellular component (GO): membrane
Source: RefSeq, a predicted model, not a curated record
UAAAUUGCCAUCUCACAGGAGCAAGAGUGAGAGAAGCAUUAGUAGGAAAGAGAUCAUGCAGUCUUCACUCUCAUUUCCUCAUGCAAGAAGAGGUUUGAACUUUGCGCCCAAACCAAAUCCCAGAACAACCCAUCCACCAUUUCCCAAAUCGCCACUCCUUUUCUUCUCCAAUCCCACCAAUUCUUCAUCAUCUUCACAUCAACUCAGGCUCACAUCACUGUCUCAACCACACCCACCAAGAAAUGAACCCCUUUUCACAACACCCGCUGAGUCCAUUUCAACAAGAAGACGCACCAGGCUGGUCUCUUUUGUUGCUCCACUUCACAGUAGAAUUCCAUUGAAUGGAAAAUCCCAUGGGAGUAGGAGCUUCCGGGGUUGGAUUGAAGUGGUUGGGGAAGCUUUGUCUACUGCAUUUCCUGUAUGGGUGGCACUGGGGUGCCUGCUAGGCCUCAUCAGGCCAAGUUCCUUCAACUGGGUUCAACCCAAAUGGACUGUUCUUGGCAUCACUGUCACCAUGCUUGGCAUGGGCAUGACCCUUACCUUUGAUGAUCUUUGCAAAGCCUUGGCCAUGCCUAAGGAAUUGCUAGCUGGUUUUGUUCUCCAGUACACGGUGAUGCCAUUGUUGGGAUUUGCCGUCAGCAAGCUCUUGAAGUUGCCCUCCUAUUAUGCAGCUGGCCUAAUACUGGUUGGCUGCUGCCCUUGCGGAACUUCAAGUAACAUCGUCACAUACAUUGCACGGGGAAAUGUGGCUCUUUCAGUGCUAAUGACAGCAGCGAGCACUCUAUCUGCUGUGGCCAUCACCCCAUUUCUCACUGCCAAACUUGCUGGACAAUUUGUUGCAGUAGAUGCAGUAGGCCUUCUUGUUUCCACACUGCAGGUUGUGCUUCUUCCUGUUUUGGGUGGUGCGUUCCUUAACCAGUAUUUCCAAGGCCUGGUGAAGCUUGUUUCCCCUGUGAUGCCAACUAUUGCUGUGGUAACAGUAGCUACUCUAUGUGGUAAAGCUAUUGCCCAGAGUGCUUCUGCAAUCCUUGCUUCUGGGCAACAAGUGGUGCUAGCUGCAGCUCUACUUCACACUUUAGGAUUCUUCUUCGGUUAUAUCCUUUCCAGAAUGCUUGGGCUUGAUGUGUCAUCCUCGCGCUCCAUCUCUUUUGAAGUCGGCGUAAAGAACUCAGUGCUUGGAGUAGUUCUUGCUAGUCAGCACUUGGGAAAUCCAUUGACUGCUGUACCAUGUGCCAUUUCGAGCGUCUGCAGCUCAAUCUUUGGAAGUGUCUUAGCAGGAAUUUGGAGGCACACGCCGCCCAUCAAAAUGAACCCAUAAAAAUUUCUGGGAAAACUGUUGAUGUUGUGGACUUUUCUCCUUGUAACUCUUCACCCCACCAACAUUGCACUUAUUUUCUGAGCCAUCAAUAAAAUGACAUAAAUGACCUAUUUGAAAUUUUAGUA